UGUGUUUUGUUUCCCUUCACAGGAGCUGCCGAUACAAAGGCCUGGGGAGAAAUCUCAAGCCACCUGUGACAUCAAGAUCAAGAUCAGCCACUGCAAUCAGCUGUUUUGGGCAGUGAAAAUCUUGUCUCCUCUAUUUUUUGCCCUUUUUCUCCUCCCGCGGAAGCCCAACUCCCAGCCCACACAGCCACACAGGAAGUACGCAGCCCAGAAGUGGCACCAUGACCUCCUAUUUUGAUGAGCACAACUGCCAGCCUGUCGCACCUGCUGAGCCCCGCAAUGAUUUUCUGCACAUAGCUCGCUUACUGAGGCAGGCUGGCUACUCCGAGAUGACUGUUGAGGGCAUCGUGGUGGAAAUAUCACAAAUAUUCGGGUCGGAUGAGUCGCCCCCACCGCCAGCCUCCAAGGAGUUUGUGAAGGACCUGCCCACCGUCACCAUGGAGAAAAAGGCAGGCAGUCAGUGUGCAGUGUGUCUGAAGGAGUGGGAGGCGGAGGAGGAGGGGAAACGGCUGCCCUGCUCCCACAUCUUCCACCCACCCUGCAUCCUGCCCUGGCUUGCCCACACCAACUCCUGCCCACUCUGCCGCCUUGAGAUGCCCACUGAUGACCCAGACUAUGAGGAAUACAGGAAGGAGAAGAAAAGGGCCAAGGAGAGAGAGGCUGAACUUGAGAUUCUCCACCACUCCAUGUUCUCCUAGCAAGAGAGAGAGAGAGAGAGAGAGAGAGAGAGUUCUUA
Messenger RNA from Eriocheir sinensis (Chinese mitten crab), 733 nucleotides. Its product is annotated as E3 ubiquitin-protein ligase RNF181-like. The transcript has 5 exons. The coding region runs from base 219 to 695 and encodes 158 amino acids. The record is from RefSeq and is a predicted model, not a curated record. Gene Ontology annotation, biological process: protein ubiquitination. Gene Ontology annotation, molecular function: ubiquitin protein ligase activity. Gene Ontology annotation, cellular component: cytoplasm. Lineage: Eukaryota; Metazoa; Arthropoda; Malacostraca; Decapoda; Varunidae.